AACCCAUGCACGCAUAGCCUAUACACACCGGGUCUUGUGUCUAUAUAUAGUUCGAGUCUGUGUGUAUAUAAUAAAAUAUAUAUCCUCACACUUCAUAUCAAAAAUGAAUUUUCGCCGGAUUUCCACCGACAAAACAUCCCGGCGAAGCUUUCACCGUGAAUCCAAACCUCUACACCCGGAAGACUUCGACGAUGUGUUCGGUGGGCCACCUCGUACUGUCUCUUCCCGCCAAUUCUCGGGGGGCGAGUUUGAUCGAUCAGACCACUUUUACGACGAUAUCUUCCGGAAUCCGGUGAGAGUUGGUGCGGAGAAAGGUAGCCGGAAGUUACUGGAGUUCAGGAUUCCGGGCGGCGAAGGAGGCGGUGCCUGUGCAGGUGGUCGUAGGAGCCAAGAGUUUUGUAGUGAUUUUUUGAGGAUGGAUUUUAAUGAGGUUCGGAGGUCGAGAUCGAGAUCGAAGUCGAAUUCGUCGUCGGCGUCGGUAUUGAGCUCGGAGGAGUUCAGUCCGUUCCGUCCGCCACUCAGUGAUGACGAUCCUUUUUCACCUGUUUAUGCUUCUAAGCUCAGGCCAAUAAACGGACAAUCAAAACGGGAUUCAUCAGCAAGGAUGCAUCACGUCCCAGAAAGACAGGAUGAAACUCCGUAUUUUCCAUACAGUCGUCCUUGCAAACAAUCUGUUGAUGAUGAACAGACCGAGAAUUUCAGAAGCCCAUUCUUAAAUUUCUCAAGGAGGGCAUCUUCACCCGAAAGCAUGAGCCGUGGUGCUUAUUCAUAUUCUAGUGUCAAAGUAUCCGUUGUAGACGAAGAUGACUACACGAAUGAAUUUCACGUACAAGGAGAAGAUGAUGAAGAUGACGAUGAAAUCAGCAGCUCCUAUGUUAUUCAAAUCAACUCUGGUUAUAGGGAACGGACGGAUGAAGGAGUAGGCGUUGAUGAAGCAAUCGCGUGGGCUAAGGAGAGCUAUCGGUCACAGAGCUCACCAGAGGAAUCAUCUGCUAGCAUUACUGCACAAGAGUAUCCUAGUAAGGUGAAAUCAGAAGAAGAACAAAGAAAAUUAGACGAGUCUAAGAAGAUGGAAUUGUUGGAAGAAGAUAUUAAGUUGUGGUCAUCUGGAAAAGAAAGAAACAUUAAAUUGCUGCUCUCAACACUACAAGAUAUAUUAUGGCCAAAUAGUGGCUGGUAUCCUAUUCCUCUAGCGAACCUGUAUGAAAGCUCGCAUGUAAAGAAAGCUUACCAGAAAGCGCGACUCUGUCUUCAUCCAGAUAAACUACAACAGAGAGGUGCAACUCUGUUACAAAAGUACGUCGCAGAAAGGAUAUUUCCAAUCCUACAGGAAGCCUGGUCUGCAUAUAAAUUGCAAGAUAUCAUUGUUUCAGCUCGAGGCUAGACAUCCCACAUGCACAUUCACCUCAGUCGACGACUCCAGCGUGAUUUGCAACAGCUAUAUAUUUGUCAUGUUCAAUAUUUUGUCGUUGGUUAGAUAUGUGAGACGUAGAAAGUAAAAGAUCUGUACAGGAUCAUAAAAGUUUUGUAUCUGACUCCUUAUAUAUAGAUGUGUCGAAAGGAGGAUGAUUAGUACAAUAAUGAACACAAUGUUUAUAAAAUUUGUAGCCUGUUUAUGUGUUC
Messenger RNA from Daucus carota subsp. sativus, 1623 nucleotides. RefSeq lists its product as uncharacterized. The record is from RefSeq and is a predicted model, not a curated record. Bases 104 to 1384 code for a protein of 426 amino acids. Gene Ontology annotation, cellular component: intracellular membrane-bounded organelle; vesicle; cytoplasm. Gene Ontology annotation, biological process: clathrin-dependent endocytosis; clathrin coat disassembly. The transcript has 6 exons. Gene Ontology annotation, molecular function: clathrin binding. NCBI's taxonomy places the organism in Eukaryota, Viridiplantae, Streptophyta, Magnoliopsida, Apiales, Apiaceae.